CCCCCUUUCCAUCACCGUCGCCAUUAUUAAAACGGCUGUGUGCUCGGGCUUAUCUCCUCGCUCAUCGUUCCCAAAGCUCUUCGAGAACGAGUACUGCAACGGCGAUUUCAGCUCUCCGUGUGGCGUUCUUCGCUUUCGUGUCGUGUCAUCCGAAUCUUGGAAGAAGGGUGUUGCUACAAAGUAGCAGACAUGGUCGCUCUGGUGUCCCAAGAAAGCAUGGUCACCCCCACCCUGGUGUCUCGCACCGGUCGGCACUUGCAGCGGUACAGCAAGCAAGGCUCUCGCCAAGUCGUCGGGUGCAUUCCGUACAGAUACAAAAGCAGAGAAGACGAUUCUUUGGCGGGCGAGGAAGAAGACGAAGUGGAGGUGCUUGUCAUAAGUUCCCAGAAAGGGAAAGGUCUCUUGUUCCCCAAGGGGGGUUGGGAGAAGGAUGAAUCCAUGAAAGCCGCAGCUUUGCGGGAGACCGUGGAGGAAGCCGGCGUCCGUGGUACUAUUGAGAGCAAAUUAGGCAAAUGGAGUUUCAAAAGCAAGAGCCAGGACGCGGUUUACGAAGGACACAUGUUCCCGUUGCUGGUGAACGAGCAGCUGGACGUCUGGCCAGAGAAGAACGUCCGUCAAAGAUACUGGAUGAAUGUGAGAGAAGCUGGAGAGGUAUGUCAGCACUGGUGGAUGAAGGAUGCCCUGGACCUUCUAGUGAACCGUCUCACGUCUAAGGAUGGAGAUCGCCCCGCAUCUAAGGAAGGAGAUUGUCCCUCGCUACGACAUUGCUCGAUCAGGCCCACGUAUAUAGGAUCGAAGUGAUCACUGAGGGGAGGAAAUGUGAAGUUGUGUCGUUUAGAUACUAAGGCAGGCCGUAGGAGCUGUUAGAGAUUCGGGAGCGAGUCCAUCCAUGUGUUCAAGGCAAAUUGUAUAGCAUUGUUUCUCAUGGUGAAAGGAUCCGAGAAAUCGCUUCGCCCAGUUUUAAUUUCAGGUGGUUGUAUACCGUCGCCUGUCUUCUUCAGAGUAGAGAAUUUACUCCGUCUCCUCUGUUUACUAUAGAGUUUGUAAAGUCCCAUCGAAAUCAAAUUGGCCGAUGAAAAGUCUGCGCUGCAGCGUGUCGCGUGGCACAAUUUCGCCGUUGA
Molecule: messenger RNA, 1121 nt
Organism: Eucalyptus grandis
Lineage: Eukaryota; Viridiplantae; Streptophyta; Magnoliopsida; Myrtales; Myrtaceae
Product: nudix hydrolase 17, mitochondrial
Exons: 5
Coding region: 190-801 (203 amino acids)
Cellular component (GO): cytoplasm; nucleus
Molecular function (GO): pyrophosphatase activity
Source: RefSeq, a predicted model, not a curated record